Messenger RNA from Aplosporella prunicola CBS 121167, 3358 nucleotides. RefSeq lists its product as uncharacterized. Gene Ontology annotation, molecular function: protein binding; nucleosome binding. The record is from RefSeq and is a predicted model, not a curated record. Gene Ontology annotation, cellular component: HIR complex; nucleus. NCBI's taxonomy places the organism in Eukaryota, Fungi, Ascomycota, Dothideomycetes, Botryosphaeriales, Aplosporellaceae. Bases 78 to 3335 code for a protein of 1085 amino acids. The transcript is spliced from 5 exons. Gene Ontology annotation, biological process: DNA-templated transcription; regulation of DNA-templated transcription; chromatin remodeling.
CGUCACCACGCCGCCCCGCCGCGUCGCACUCUGCUGCCCGCUGAUUAUGAGGAAGCGCCUGAAAGCGCACCGCCACAAUGCACAUCGUCAAGCCCGUCUGGUUGACGCAUCCUGGUGAACUCAAGGACUUUGAAGUCUACAGCUGUCACGUCUCGCCCGACGGCAGCCGACUCGUUACCGCCGCAGGAGAUGGCCAUGUGCGAAUCUGGUCCACCGAGGCCAUCCUCAACUCUGAUAACCGCGACUACUCAAAGCCCAAGCAGCUCGCCGCUGUAAGCAACCACUCGGGCACCAUCCACGCCGUCCGCUUCUCGCCCAACGGCAAAUACCUAGCCUCCGGCGCAGACGACAGAGUCGUGUGCAUCUACGUGCUGGACCCGAAUCCACCUUCGCAUGGCUCGGCAUUUGGCACAAAUGAACCGCCGCCGGUGGAGAACUGGCGCGUUCUGCGGCGCCUGAUCGGGCACGACAACGACGUCCAAGACCUGGCCUGGUCCUAUGAUUCUUCCAUACUGGUAUCGGUCGGCUUGGACUCGAAGGUGGUGAUAUGGUCGGGGCACACUUUCGAGAAGCUCAAGACGGUAAAUAGCCACCAGAGUCAUGUAAAAGGCAUCACAUUCGAUCCGGCGAACAAGUACUUUGCGACAGCAAGCGACGACCGCACCAUAAAGAUCUUCAGAUUCACCCCGCCCCCGGCAAAUGCCACGGCCCAGGACCAGGUCAACAACUUCACUCUCGAAACAACCAUCAUCGCUCCAUUCCAGCUUUCCCCGCUGACGACUUACUUCCGCCGCUGCUCCUGGUCGCCGGACGGAAACCACAUCGCCGCGGCCAAUGCGACAAACGGACCUGUUAGCUCCGUUGCCAUCGUGGCUCGAGGAAAUUGGGACAGCGAUAUUAACUUGAUCGGCCAUGAAGGGCCCGUGGAAGUUUGCGCAUUCUCUCCAAGGAUGUUCUACCGAGAACCGCUUACAGAGGCCAACUCCGAUGCAAAUGGCAACACGAACCUUCCAUCAGUUACUGUCAUUGCCUGCGCCGGCCAAGAUAAGACCCUAAGCAUCUGGAACACAAGCUUUGCCCGUCCAUUUGUGAUCACGCAAGAGCUUUGCGGGAAAUCCAUAUCUGACCUGGCAUGGUCGCCUGACGGAGAGAAGCUCUUUUUGACCAGUCUCGACGGGACAAUCAUGGUCGCUAUGUUCGAGCCGGGUGAGUUGGGGUACGUGGCACCGGUGCAAGAGAGCGAAAGGGCAUUGCAAAAGUUUGGUGCAGGACGGAGAUUGGGCAUGGUCGAAGGCACGGAUGCGCUCUUGCUCGAAGAAGGAAGCAAAGCAGGGGAGCUGAAAAACGUGCAAGGCCGUAUGGGUGACUUGAUGGGAGACGGUGGCCCAGCCGUGGCAACGAACGGCCUGCCAGCGGCUGGGCAAACUAAUGGCGUAGCCCCUAAUUCUUCAACCACACAAACGGCCACUACAAAUGGAGCUACCGCCGCAGCCCAAGUAUCACAACAACCGGCAUCGGAUCCUAGGGUAGACAAGCUGAAGCAAAGAGUGACUGUCACGAAAGACGGCAAAAAGAGGAUCGCUCCUCUGCUCGUUUCCUCUUCGUCUGGUUUGGCGGAAUCCUCCUUACCACAGACACAGCUCGUUUCAGCAGCAGCGAAGACUUCUCGAAGCGACACGGCGCACAGCGUUCUGGAUCUUUCGAAACCAUACGACGGAUUCCCAAAGGGCGGCCUGGCCGGACUGUUGCUCGGGAACAAGCGCAAGUUUGCUGAGACUGAAGGAGACGAGCGCAGACUCGAAAAGAGGCUUGCGGGGGCGACGCGCAAUGGGGCAGCCCCGAUCCUUGCCAACGGGCCUGAGGGGUUGACGCCUCCGACGACAGGGCCUAAGCCAUCCGAAACCGAGAUCCCCGAGCCGCUUCGCCCCGCGAUACCUAAUCCUAGCCUGGCAAUAAGCCAGCUGCGCUUGGCUAUCCCGCUGGUGAGGAGCGUCAUAAUGCGGACCAUUGAUGGCAGCGAACCGCCACAAGCGGGAUCGGACAGUGCGAAUAGCAGCUCGGAAACGGUUCUGCUCGAGGCCCGCAACGCGAGCAACGCCUCGCGGACAGGUCGGCCGCAAGACCGCGACCCGACGCGGAUAACAUGCACACGGGGAAACCAGAACCUGUGGCAAGACUUCUUGCCCAAAGCGGUGCUGCUGCUGACCGGCAACGCGAACUUCUGGGCCGCAGCGUGCGAGGACGGAUCGCUGUAUAUUUGGACGCCAGCGGGGCGGCGCCUCGUCAACGCCAUUGUUGUCGAGGCUAACCCCGUCAUCAUCGACUGCCGUGGCUGGCACCUCCUCUGCAUCACGGCCGUCGGGACCGUGUACAUCUGGAACGUCAAGACGCUGGCAGCACCGCACCCUCCUGUCUCUCUCGCGCCAAUCCUCGACGUCGCUGUCCACUCGCAGGGCCCGCACCUCACGCCCUGCCCCGGCAUCAUCUUCGCACGGCUCAACAGCGCGGGCCGCGUCAUCGUCGCCAUGUCGAACGGCGACGGCUACACAUACAACUCAGCCAUGUUCUGCUGGCAGCGGCUCUCAGAGCCCUGGUGGGCCGUAGGGUCGCAGUACUGGAACACGGCCGACUCGACCGUGAGCACGCUGUCGAGCAGCAGCAGCAGCGGGGGCGUUGCCAGCGGCGCAGGCACGGGCAAAGACAAAGCCGGGGCCGGGGCCGCCGCCGACGACGACGCGGGCGGCCGCGACCACGUCAGCCCCGAAAACCUCUCGGCCGGCAUCAUCCCCAUGCUGGAGCGCAACACGACGGCGCACACGCUGGUGCGCGGCCGCGCCUUCUACCUGCACCGCCUCGUCAAGGCGCUGCUCUCGGCCGAAGGCUUCGAGAACCUCGAGAGCAGCGUCAGCAUCGCGCAUCUGGAGAACCGCGUCGCGGCUGCGCUGACGCUCGGCGCCCGCGACGAGUUCAAGGUCUACCUGCUCAUGUAUGCGAAGCGCCUGGGGGCGGAGGGGCUCAAGGGCAAGAUUGAGGAGCUGUUGCGGACGCUCAUGGGGGAUGUGUUUGAGGAGGGCGACGAGGGCGAGAAGGACGGCGACGCGGACGUCGACGCCGAGGAUGCCGUGCCCUGGAAGUGGGGGCGUGCGAAGCUGUGUGGCUGGGUCAGGGAGGAGCUGUUGAAGGAGGUGGUGGUUGUGUUGGGCAAACACCGCGACCUCCAGCGCAUCACGGUGCCGUACGCGCGCCUGCUGGGCGUGAUUGACGCGAGAGCUGGUGCUGGCGUCGGUGUCGGCGCUGAUGGCGACGACGCUUCGGGCAUGCAGGUCGAGUCGUAGGUGUUGUGGGUUGGGUGGGCUGG